AAAAAAAGCGAGAGCGAGAGAGACUGUUGGGACAUCUCGCGAGUUGUGGCUACAGACAGUUGAACUUGAACAACGUCAUGGCGAACGCAGUUAUUAAUUCUAUCGUGGCAUUAAAAGAAAUACCAUUCAGCCGUCGUAGUAAUCAGGAUAAAUUGGCAAUUAAAGAGUUAGGGCCACCAAGACCAAAUUUAAAGAUAAAACAAGUAUCUACAAAGGGCGGGAAAUCAUAUCAUAGAGGAUUCUCGAGGAAUUGGUACGAGCGGAUAAAAUGGCUAGCAGGGUGCGAAGUAGCUAAUGCUUUAUUCUGCUACCCCUGCAUUCUCUUCCAUCCUGAGAACGGGACGGACAUCGCAUGGACAACUACAGGUGUCACCGAUAUGCAUCAUCUCUCCGAGAAAGUGAAAAAACAUGAAACGGCGAAGAUGCAUAUGGACAGUUGCCUAAAAUUGGCGGCUUUCGGGAAAGUCAAUAUUGCCACACAGUUGGACGACAGUUACCGGAUAGCUGUACGUCGUCACAAUGACGAGGUUAGUAAGAACCGCCACAUUCUAGGCCGUCUCAUCGACUGUGUUAAGUUUUGUGGCCUGUUCGAAUUAGCAUUGAGGGGCAAAGAUGAGAGCGAAGGCUCAAGCCACGCUGGCAUUUUUCGUGGACUGGUCAACUUGGUAGCAUCGCUUGACGAGGUGUUUGAGGAGCACUUGAAAACUGCCACAGUCUUUAAAGGUACAUCAAAGACUGUACAAAAUGAGCUGUUGGAUUGCAUGCUGUCAGUCAUCAGGGAGCAUAUAAUGGAAGAGGUGAAGUCAGCUAGAUUCGUAGCAAUUCAAGCAGAUGAGACUACUGACGUUUCUACACAGACUCAGUUAGUGCUUGUGUUCAGAUACAUCGACACGAACCAUGUUGUGCAAGAACGUUUCUAUGAGUUCAUCCCCAUCUUGAAUACAACAGCCGAGUCGAUUGCCAGUGUGAUUCUGGAGAGGCUGAACAGUCUUUUCACUGAUGAUGACGGAGGCAAACUCAUCGCGCAAGCAUACGACGGGGCAAGUGUGAUGAGGGGAGAGCGGGCUGGUGUGCAGCAAAAGGUGCGUGAACAUUAUGAAAAUGCACAUUAUGUCCAUUGCUAUGCACACCAGCUGAAUUUGAUCAUGCAGCAAGCUACAUCUCAAACUCCAGCAGUUAGAGUAUUCUUUUCUGAUCUGAGUGGCAUUACCAGCUUUUUUACCCGGUCACCAAAACGUACUACUAUUCUCGACGAGAUUGUUGCACGAAGGCUGCCAAGAGCCUCAUCCACAAGAUGGAACUUUAAUAGCAGAAUCGUGAACACUGUAUACGAGAACCUAGAUGACCUUAUAGAGUGUUUCAGCUGUAUUGUGACUGACAGCUCAUUUGAUAGCAACACGGUGAGGGAGGCGUCUGGCUUUCUGAGGAUGCUGCAAGAUGAAGACUUUCAGUUUUUUCUGCAUCUGUUUCAUCAAAUCAUGCCUCACGUUGACGUGAUGUACCAGCAGCUGCAGAAGAAGAACAUUGAUGCAGUCUUCAUCAAACAAGCCCUCCAGAACUUCACAAUGAAAGUGCAGUCCAUCAGGUAAGAUCAUAUCAUUCCUUCUCUAUAUAGGAUUAUGGCAUUUAAAAAUGUAUGCUAUAUGGUAACAAGAUUUAGACACUUAAAAGUGGUGAACUAAUUUAAUCAUCUGCAUCUUUGGAAAUUGUAAUGACCUUGUCUGUAACAAAGUUUAGCAAUCUUUUGAAGUAUUCUCAGAAAAUAUAUCUAAAACAGAAUAUUUGUGUUGCUUCUGUUUUUUUAAGACAUGAAUAAGUAUUUUCAAUGACAUGAGAUUAUUCAUAAAACAUGUUUUAUUCAUAAAAACACUGUUGAUCUGUGUUCAGGGACCAAAGCUCAUUUCAGGAACAGGAGCAAGUAGUAAAAGAAAAAACAAGAUCUAGGAGGGCCUUGGGAGAAGACGACAAGCAGAGGCUGUCUAAAGAGGUCUGCGACACAAUCUUGGUCCACACCAAAGAAAGGUUCGCCUUUACCGACCACCUUGUAAGUGCCACGCUGCUACAAGGAGAGCUGUUUCAACAGCAUGGCCAUACAUUCCCUGUUGAGGCUCUGAACAUCACUGUCAGGGCAUACCCGAUGUUAAAUAAGGCGAAGCUGAAGACUGAACUGUCUCUCAUUUAUGAGAGUCCAGAAUUCAAGGGCUGCUGUGGUGCACUGGCGCUGUACCAGGUUUUGCUGAAGUACAACCUCCAGGAUACUUUUACAGAGACUGUUGCUCUGUUGAACAUCCUCAUAAGCACUCCUAUGACAACUGCUGAAGCUGAGAGGUGUUUCUCAACCUUAAAGAGAAUCAAGACAUUCCUGAGAAAUGUAAUGGGACAGGAACGUCUGAAUGCACUGGCUAUGCUUUCGAUGGAGAGGGAACUAGUCAGGAAUAUACCUGCUUUCAAUGAGAGAGUAAUUGAUCACUUUGCUUCUUUGAAAGAGAGAAGAGCAAAAUUUCAGUAUAAAUAAGCACUGUAUUAAAGGGUUAGUUCACCCAAAAAUGAAAAAUAUGUCAGUAAUUACUCGCCCUCAUGUUGUCCCAACCCCGUCAGACCUUCGUUCAUCUUCGGAACACAAAUUAAGAUAUUUUUUGAUUAAAUCUGAGAGCUGGAUCACUCCUCCAUAGGCUUCUAAAGGACUGAAACUUGCUGGCCCAGAAAAGUUAUUUAAGAGAUUGUUAAUAUAGUCCAUUUCAGUCCUUUAGAAGCCUAUGGAGGAGUGA
Rhinichthys klamathensis goyatoka is the source of this 2768-nucleotide messenger RNA. RefSeq names its product zinc finger MYM-type protein 1-like. The coding region runs from base 78 to 1589 and encodes 503 amino acids. The record is from RefSeq and is a predicted model, not a curated record. NCBI's taxonomy places the organism in Eukaryota, Metazoa, Chordata, Actinopteri, Cypriniformes, Leuciscidae. The transcript has 2 exons.